GAAACGAUUGGGCGGAUAUGAAGCUGGAAAAACACAAUCAGUCCUGGAGUGUAUUAGGCUGGAGAUUUGUGGCCUACUUGAAGGAUUACUGUCAAAAUUGUAGUCUGGCAGGCUUUGCCUAUAUUGCCAAUCAUAAUUUGCAUUUCACGGAGCGAAUUUUUUGGCUACUGUGCAUAAUUGCAUCGACCGUAGGUGUUUAUAAUCUGAUCAGUCAAUAUCAGCGCGACUUCACCUCGCGUGCUGUCAGCAUCGUCCCCGAGAGUCUAUCGCCUUUUGCGAUGCUCAAAUUUCCAUCGAUCACUGUUUGCGAAAUGCACUUUCGCACGGAUUUUCCGCAAAAUGUGGAAGACUAUGUCCAGAGCUUGGGUACAGACUUGAAUGGGCCCUACAACUAUGAUUUGGAGAAUUAUGUGUCCUUCAUAUUGUUUCCAUAUCUGUAUUCCGUUAACAUGGUUUCGCGCUGCGAACGAUUCGAAAAUUGUGAAGAAUGCGCCAAGUGCCCCAAGAACGAUUAUCGACAGAUUGCCACAAGGUUUGGUUUUAAUUGCUCGGAUCUGUUUAUCAGUUGCAAAUUGUCGGAUAACACCUUUGACUGCUGCAACUUCUUUCUGCCGAUGAUCACACCGUUCGGGCGCUGUUUUCUGCUCAACUCGCUGCAGAACAACGAGCCCGAAUCGAAGCAUUGGCUGCCGGCCAUUUUGGAUCGGGGUAGCCGACCGGAAAUAAAACUGCAUCUGACACGCGGCGCUAAGAUUAGCGUACUCAAUGAGGAGGAUGUCACGACCGCGCAGCUGCCAACGGUGGAUGUCAGUGUGCUGGAGGGACAGCAUAAGACACUGCAGUUUCACAAGGAGGCCAUGGUGAAUGAUCCUAAUAUGAAGGAUAUUCCAGUGGCCGCCCGUGAUUGCUACUUUCCCGAUGAGGUUAUGCCCUGGAGCAUGUACAAGGCGUACAGUUUUAGUGCCUGCAUCAGCGACUGCGCCAGACUGUAUCAAUAUGAGCUGUGCAACUGCUCUACCUACAAUUUCACACCAUUCAAGGAUGAACGCUAUCCCGACUGUGACUUGAAGGGGUACUUGUGUCUGGAGAAGGUUAGCAUGGUCAAGGAGGAUGUCAAAAGACUGUUUCGCAUUAGUUCACCGAAACUGCAUUGCCAUUGCCUGCCCUCCUGCACGGAGGGCGACUUGAAAGCCAUCUAUGAAGAUCUAACCAGCACAAUUGCCAAUGUCAGGGAUACCAAUGUAACAAUUAUGAUGCCAGUGUGGCCCACGGAUCAAUAUCGCCGUCAGGUGCUUCGCACCAAACUGGAUGUCGUUGUCUCCAUUGGUGGCAUACUGGGCCUCUUUCUUGGCGCCAGCAUCCUGAGCGCCAUCGAGUUUGUCUACUACUUUACAAUGCGUGCUGCCAAAAGUGCGCUGAUGGCACGCAAGAAAUUGGUUAAGACAAAUGCUUAAUUGGCCGUCUGCCAAGCAGAUGCAGAAGCAUUAUAAUCGUUGUAGACGCCUUUAAAAUUGAUUUACUAUUUAAAGGAAUAUUUUUUUGCGGAAAGUGAGCUUUUUUUAGAAUCAGUGUUUUAUCAUAUAUAUAUAUAUAUAUAUAAAAUAGCCUGAACGGUGACUAACGCACUGCCCAAGCCGUAAGAGCUUCAAAGCUGAAAAUUGGAUUGAAGCUUCCUCUUCACACGCAAGUGAGGGAAAUGGUGGUCUAAGAUUUUGUGACAAACAUCAUAAGCAACCCACUGUGUGAAUUUGGUGUCUGAGCUGUCUAGUAUGCGA
Messenger RNA from Drosophila montana, 1775 nucleotides. It is a transcript of the gene ppk15, whose product is annotated as pickpocket 15. Bases 18 to 1454 code for a protein of 478 amino acids. Gene Ontology annotation, molecular function: ligand-gated sodium channel activity. Gene Ontology annotation, biological process: sodium ion transmembrane transport. The transcript has 5 exons. Gene Ontology annotation, cellular component: plasma membrane. The record is from RefSeq and is a predicted model, not a curated record. Lineage: Eukaryota; Metazoa; Arthropoda; Insecta; Diptera; Drosophilidae.